This is a messenger RNA of Vicia villosa (hairy vetch), 2708 nucleotides long. Its product is annotated as protein root UVB sensitive 1, chloroplastic-like. The transcript has 6 exons. Bases 204 to 1994 code for a protein of 596 amino acids. NCBI's taxonomy places the organism in Eukaryota, Viridiplantae, Streptophyta, Magnoliopsida, Fabales, Fabaceae. Gene Ontology annotation, biological process: response to UV-B; developmental process. The record is from RefSeq and is a predicted model, not a curated record. Gene Ontology annotation, cellular component: chloroplast envelope.
AUUAAAAAUAAGCAGAGCAACUGAGCAGUAUGAGUGAAAGCGUGACCAAUUCAGUUAACGAAAGUGCAGUCCAGGUCCUGAGAUUUCCACAUUCGCUUUUCACGUCACGUUCAUUUGAUUUCCAUUUCUUAACCUUUCUUCUCUCUUCUUUCCUCAGUCCAAUUCCAAAGAGAAAUUGAAACUUCAUUCGUAUACUCCGCAACAUGGCCUGCACUUGCAUCUCCUCUUCCCUCUUCACUCCUCUUCAACUCCGCCACCGUCCAUCGUCACUCCCACAUUUCCCCGCCGCAACUUUUCACCCUUUCCCGUCCAUUAAACUAAACCCUUCCCACCCCUUCCGUCUUUCAGCCCUACCCCUCUUCUCACAACCCACCGGCAACAACAACAACAGUAACAACAACAAUGGUGGUGGCGGUGGUGGUGGCGGCAGUGGAUCCUGGGGUCACCCUUUUGACUCCGACGAUUCUUCCUCUUCAGGUUCCCGUCACACUCUUUUCCUCGCCUUGCUAUUCUCUUCCGUUACUUUUUGUUUCUGCCAACUCCUUCUCGCUAAAUUCGCAAUGGCAAAUAACCGUAAUUCUUCUACAUCAUCUUCCAUUGAGAAUGAAAUCUUGACCCAACCCAUUUGGGAAGUGAAAGGUGGAAACUUGAUCAAGCUUUUCCCCGAUCAUUUAAAAGACACUUUCAUUGCUUCAAACCCCGGCUUGUUUUCCGAAUUAUCAUCCCUAACACCUCCCCAAGUUCCAACCUUUCUGUUCAACAAAUGCAGGGAGUUUUUGGUGAGGUUGAUGCUUCCUGAGGGUUUUCCUAACAGUGUGACAAGCGAUUAUUUGGAGUAUUCAUUGUGGAGAGGAGUUCAAGGUGUUGCUUGUCAGGUUAGUGGAGUGUUGGCGACUCAAGCUUUGCUUUAUGCUGUUGGGUUGGGGAAAGGGGCUAUUCCAACUGCUGCUGCUAUUAAUUGGGUGCUUAAGGAUGGAAUUGGGUAUCUUAGUAAGAUUUUGUUGUCGGAUUUUGGGAGGCAUUUUGAUGUUAAUCCUAAAGGGUGGAGAUUGUUUGCUGAUCUUCUUGAAAAUGCUGCUUUCGGUUUGGAGAUGUGUACUCCGGCUUUUCCUCAUUUGUUUGUGCCUAUUGGUGCUUUUGCUGGUGCUUCUCGCUCCGCUGCUUCUUUGAUUCAGGCUUCUACCAGGAGCUGUUUCUUUGCUGGUUUUGCAGCUCAAAGGAAUUUUGCUGAGGUAAUUGCUAAAGGUGAAGUUCAAGGAAUGGCAAGCAGAUUUAUUGGCAUCGGGCUUGGAAUAGGUCUGGGUAACUGCAUAGGCUCUUCUACACCACUUAUUCUUGCUUCUUUUUGCGUCGUGACUUGGAUCCACAUGUACUCCAAUCUAAAGUCUUACCAGUCCAUUCAGAUACGGACUUUAAAUCCUUAUCGUGCAAGUUUGGUUUUCAGUGAAUAUCUAAUGAGUGGUCAGGCUCCUCCUGUUAAAGAGGUCAAUGCUGAGGAACCAUUAUUUCCAGCUGUACCCGUGUUAAAUGCAUAUUUUGCAACCAAAGCACCAUCAACUGUCUUAUCAUCUGAAGCAAAGGAUGCAGCUGUAGAAAUUGAAAACCGUCUGCAGCUUGGAUCAAAACUCAGUGAAAUUAUCAAUAAUAAGGAGGAAGUGCUUGCUCUGUUUUCACUAUAUAAAAAUGAAGGCUACCUUUUGUCUGAGCAUGGGGGAAAGUUCUGUGUGGUGCUUAAAGAAAAUUGUUCACAGCAGGAUAUGCUGAAGGCAUUGUUUCAGGUUAACUAUCUUUAUUGGUUAGAGAAGAAUGCAGGAAUUGAAGGAAGAGGAUCCCUUCAUGACUGCAAACCUGGCGGGAGGCUGCAGAUAUCUCUAGAAUAUGCAGAAAGGGAAUUCAAUCAUGUUAGAAAUGAUGGAGAGUCAGUUGGUUGGAUCACAGACGGGCUUAUUGCAAGACCUAUGCCUAAUAGAAUUCGACCGGGCAACACGGAGUGAGUUACUGAUAUGGGGAAUGGCUUGUGGUUUUUCGUACCUGACCACUUGUCGCGUUGCUUUCACGGGGAAUCAAGUUGUAGACAAAAUGUAUAGGUCCUAGACAUCUGCGACGAGCGCAUUGAUUGGUACAAACUGUUGAAGCCACAAGGUGUGACUAACACCACAAGAAAAAAAUGCCAAUUCACCUGCCUUUUGUCAAUGUCAGUGAAAGGACCGACACAUAAAUAAUUAGGAAAAAGAUUACAAGACAGAUUUUACACGCAAAGAGAUUAUAUCCAACGCACAGUUUGAAGUAGUUGUUUAGAGUUUUAGAUGUAUGGUGAAAUGUUAAACUUUGCUUGCUGCAGAACUAAAUUUGUAUAGUUUGCACAAAAUCUCCCAAAAUUGAUGGUAUUUGACCAAUAUAUACAUUGUCUUUAUGCCACAGAUGAUACACGUGCCUUCAUGCCAUUUUACAAAAAUUAAACAAGAGAUUAGCACCUUACAAAAGAUAACAAUAACUAUAUGAAAGUUGUUAAAGCAAAGACUGUCAGUCUGCAUUAAGGCUAGUAGUAGGCAAAUGUGUUUUUCUAUAUUUUUGUCAUGAGUUAAGAUAACAAAGGCAGGCAAAUCCAAAAGGCAAGUUCAUUAGACCUUAAAAUGUUAUGACUUAGUCUGGUUAGAAUAUGUGAUAUUUUAUUUAUUGCAGAGAUAUCAGAUUCAGGAGGAUUUCAU